AUGAACAGUAGUGGACAUGAUUUAAAGAGAAGUGGAGACAUUUCUUAUUUUAAAAAUGUUGCAAAGAAACCCAAAAUUGGUCCAAAAUGCAUGAAAAGACAAGACAAAGAUGAAGUAAAAGAUCACAAAAAGUCUAAAUUUGUUAUUGACCAUAAAGCCAAAGUUUUGAAACUGAAUUUAUCAAGGUUGGAUAAAAAUCUGGAAGCAAAUGAGACUGAUAAAGAGAUUGACAAAGAAGUGACAAAAAAGUUAGAAAUUAUAAAUGAAAGGAGAAAGGAGAAAUCUCGUCCUAAACAUAAGGAAAAAUCUGAAAGUGAAAAUAUUCAGAAAAAUCUAAACAUGGAUAUUCAGAAAAAUCUAAACAUGGACAAUCAGAUAAGCAUAAACAUGGAAAUUCAGAAAAGCAUAAAGAAGUCAAAGGAGAAAAUUCCAAAAAAGUACAAGAAUUUUCCUGAUAAAAGAGGUUCCAAAAAAGGAGAUGAUGACAAGCAAAUAAAAUCACCAAAAAAUCUAAAGAGGAAAGCAAAUGAAGAGGAAAACAUUGCCAGUAAAAAGUCAAAGCACGAUGACAAAACUGAAAACUGUGACGAAAAGAAAGAUUCCAUAAAAAGACCUGAGACUAAAAUGAUAUCUGUUGAGGUAAAGAAGAAAGAAAAUAAAAAGGAAGAAAAACUGCAUGAACCAUAG
Molecule: messenger RNA, 687 nt
Organism: Mytilus californianus (California mussel)
Lineage: Eukaryota; Metazoa; Mollusca; Bivalvia; Mytilida; Mytilidae
Product: transcriptional regulator ATRX homolog
Exons: 2
Coding region: 1-687 (228 amino acids)
Source: RefSeq, a predicted model, not a curated record